CACACCCCUGCCCUGCCUCACCCCCCUCUCUUCCAGGGACCCUCCACACCACACCCAUGGCCUGCUACGACCUCUGCCGACCCUGCGGACCCACCCCGCUGGCCAACAGCUGCAACGAGCCCUGUGCCCUGCAAUGCCAGGACUCCCGCGUCGUUAUCCAGCCUUCCCCUGUGCUGGUCACCCUGCCAGGACCCAUCAUGACCUCCUUCCCCCAGAGCACCGCCGUCGGAUCCACCUCCUCGGCUGCCGUGGGCACUGAACUCAAUGCCCAGGGACAGCCCAUCUCUGGGGGAUUUGGUGGCUUUGGCUAUGGGCUGGGCUAUGGCCGUGGAUUUGGCUAUGGGCUGGGCUGUGGCUACGGGCUGGGAGGCCUGGGCUGCUAUGGCAGAAGGGGCGGCUACAACUGCUGAGAGCACUCAGCACCAUAUCUGACAGCACCAGAUCACUGCUCUGGCAACAGCUCCUGCAAGCCAAGUACCUUGGCUGAUGGUCGCCCUACUUGCACUUUAUACUGGAUCUCUUCUUCU
Molecule: messenger RNA, 527 nt
Organism: Ficedula albicollis (Collared flycatcher)
Lineage: Eukaryota; Metazoa; Chordata; Aves; Passeriformes; Muscicapidae
Product: feather beta keratin-like
Exons: 1
Coding region: 57-410 (117 amino acids)
Cellular component (GO): intermediate filament
Molecular function (GO): structural constituent of cytoskeleton
Source: RefSeq, a predicted model, not a curated record